Tachysurus vachellii is the source of this 2007-nucleotide messenger RNA. Its product is annotated as mucin-2-like. The record is from RefSeq and is a predicted model, not a curated record. The annotation marks the transcript as partial. The transcript has 3 exons. Lineage: Eukaryota; Metazoa; Chordata; Actinopteri; Siluriformes; Bagridae.
AUGUGGAGGGGAAGAAGCUCAUCCUGGUUGUUCCAUGUCAAAAGCCAUUGCCUCUUCCAGAGAAAUAACUGCUUCUCAGCAGCAACCUCCCCUGCUCCUUUCGAGACUGAUUUCUCCAGCAUGACCGAUUGCUCCUAUUCUGACCUCAAUGACACGACCACUGCUACAACUGAAACAUCCACUACAACAACAACAGCAGAAUCUUCCACAACAACUUUAUAUACAACACAAGCUACAACAACAACUGCAGAAACUACUGCAGUGACAACUACUGUUACCCCAACAAACACAAUUCCAGAGACGAUCACUGCUACAACUGAAGCAUCCACUACAACAACAGCAGAAUCUUCCACAACAACUUCAUAUACAAAAGAGGCUACACCAACAACUGCAGAAACUACUGUAGAGACAACUACUGUUAGCCCAACAAGCACAAUUAAAGAGACAACCACUGCAACAACUGAAGCAUCCACUACAACACCAACAACAGAAUUAACAACCACAACUUUGUACACAACACAACCUACAACACCACCGACAGCAGCAGAAACAACCACACUAACAACAACUAACACCCCAACAAGCACAAUUCCAGGGACAACCACUGCUACAACUGAAGCAUCCACAACACCAACAGCAGAAUAUGGCACAACAACUUUAUAUACAACACAACCUACAACACAAACAACAGCAGAAACAACCACAUUGACAACAACUAGCACCCCAACAAGCACAAUUCCAGAGACAACCACUGCCACAACUGAAACAACCACUACAACACCAACAACAGAAUCUGCCACCACAACUCUAUACACAACACAACCUACAACACAAACAACAGCAGAAACAACCACAUUGACAACAACUAGCACCCCAACAAGCACAAUUCCAGAGACAACCACUGCCACAACUGAAACAACCACUACAACAUCAACAUCAGAAUCUGCCACCACAACUCCAUACACACCACAACCACCAACAUCAGCAGAAACAACCACAUUGACAACAACAAGCACCCCAACAAGCACAAUUCCAGAGACAACCACUGCGACAACUGAAACAUCCACUAUAACACCAACAACAGAAUCUGCCACCACAACUCUAUACACAACACAACCUACAACAACACAAACAACAGCAGAAACAAAUACAUUGACAAUUAGCACCCCAACAAGCACAAUUCCAGAGACAACCACUGCGACAACUGAAACAUCCACUACAACAUCAACAUCAGAAUCUUCCACCACAACUCCAUACACAACACAACCUACAACACCACCAACAUCAGCAGAAACAACCACAUUGACAACAACGAGCACCCCAACAACAGAAACAACCACACUGACAACAACUAGCACCCCAACAAGCACAAUUCCAGGGACAAAAACUACCAAAACUGAAACAACCACUACAACGCCAACAACAGAAUUAACAACCGCAACUUUGUACACAACACAACCUACUACAACACAAAAAACAGCAGAAACAACCACACUGACAACAACUAGCACCCCAAAAAGCACAUUUCCAGGGACAACCACUGCUACAACUGAAGCAUUCACAACACCAACAACAGAAUCUGCCACGACAACUUUAUAUACAACACAGUCUACAACAACAGCAGAAACUACUUCAGUGACAACUACUGUUACCCCAACAAGCACAAUUCCAGAGACAACCACUGCGACAACUGAAACAUCCACUACAACAUCAACAUCAGAAUCUGCCACCACAACUUCAUACACACCACAAACACCAACAUCAGCAGAAACAAGCACAUUGACAACUAGCACCCCAACAAGCACAAUUCCAGAGACAACCACUGCGACAACUGAAACAUCCACUAUAACACCAACAACAGAAUCUGCCACCACAACUCUAUACACAACACAACCUACAACACCACCAACAUCAGCAGAAACAACCACAUUGACAACAACUAGCACCCCAACAAGCACAAUUCCAGAGACAACUACUGCUACAACUGAAGCAUCCACUACAACACCA